CUAACUUUCUUACAUGUGUUUACUUAUGUUUUGGAUUUCGAAUUUUUGUAAAUUGUGUGUAUAAAAAUGUGCUACGAAUUUUAACUGUGCACAGUUUCCUGAUUAAAAUGAAGUUUUCCUACAAGUUUAGCAAUCUACUGGGCACUGUUUAUAGGAAAGGGGAUCUCCUUUUUACACCCGAUGGAAAUUCCGUUCUAAGUACAGUUGGAAACCGAAUAAGCGUCUUUGAUCUCAGAAACAACAAAUCAAGCACUUUGCCCAUCGAAAGCAGAUUUAAUUAUGAAACUCUAGAUUUAAGCCCAAACGGAUGCACUUUAAUUGCUAUAAAUGAAGAAGGUGAAGCUCACAUGAUUAGUUUGAUAUCUCAAACUGUUGUCCACAGAUAUAGAUUUAAAGGCAAAUGUAGGGCUGUUAGAUUUAGUCCUGAUGGAAAGCAUUUCGCUGUUUGCAAGGAUAAUAAUGUAUUUGUAUUCAAAGCCCCAGGACCAUUUUCCGGAGAAUACAAUGUAUUUGUUAUGGAAAGAGUUUUCCAUGGUGCCUAUGAUGAGACCACUUGCUUGGAUUGGUCAUCUGAUUCUAAAAUUCUUGCUGUUGGAUCAAAAGACAUGGCAACUAAAUUAUAUCCUAUAGAAAAGUACAAGAAUUUUAGGAUCUAUUCCUUAGGAAAUCAUACUGAUGGGAUAGUUGGUUGCUUUUUUGAAAAGGAUAGUUAUGAUAUGAUUACAGUAUCUAGGAAUGGCCAAACUUGUGUAUGGGAAUGUACUAUUGAUCCUAGCGAUUUAGAAGUCUUGGAGGAUAGUACUCCUGUUGUUAAGAAAAAAAAAUCUUCAGAAGAUGAAGAUGAAGACGACAUAGACAUAACCAAGUCAUUAGAAAAAUCUCAAGCUGAAGCAGAAAAAGCUCUAAAAGAUAUUCACAUAAAUGAAACAGAGAAUAAAGAAGCAAGCAAGUUAUUUUAUAAAAGAAUAGCUAGGCAUUAUUUAGCAGAUGAAGCUAGGAAGGAUCAGAAAGAAGCUGUUUUGACAUCUGCUGCCUACCACAAGGCCUCAAAAAUAUUGGUAACAGGCUUUUCUUCAGGAGCUUUUUUCAUUCAUGAAGCCCCUGAAAUGAAUCUAAUUCAUUCCCUAAGCAUAUCCGAACAAAAAAUAUCUUCAGUUGCUUUGAAUCAAACGGGCGACUGGAUUGCUUUGGGUUGUAGCGGUAUCGGACAGUUGCUAGUUUGGGAAUGGCAAAGUGAAACUUAUGUCAUGAAGCAACAAGGCCACGCCAACAACAUGUCUUGUGUCUCAUAUUCCGGCGACGGGCAACUUUUAGCCACUGGUGGACAAGAUGGCAAAGUAAAACUCUGGAACGUAGGGUCUGGUUUUUGUUUUGUCACAUUUAAUGAACACACGAGUGCAAUCAGCGCUAUAGGUUUUAGUGGAAACAAGAGAUUUGUGGUUUCUGCUGCUCUGGACGGAACUGUUAGAGCAUAUGAUGUAAUUAGAUACAGGAAUUUCAAAACAUUCACUUCUCCAAGACCGGUUCAAUUUUCUUGUGUAGCUGUUGAUAGUAGUGGAGAGUUUGUAGCUGCUGGAGGACAAGAUGUUUUUGAAAUUUAUCUUUGGUCGGUGAAGACUGGAAGAUUGCUGGAGAUUUUAUCAGGACAUGAAGGGCCAGUUGUGAGCUUAGCCUUCAGUCCCAGCAUUACAACCACAACAUUAGCAUCAGUUUCAUGGGACAAAACCUUAAGAAUAUGGGACGCGAUAGAAAAAGGCUCGGCUCAUGAAUCUAUCGAAUUAAUAUCGGAUGGAUUGUAUGUUACAUUUAAUCCCAAUGGGCAAGAAGUUGCUGUCGCCACGCUAGAUGGACAAAUAUCAGUAUUUCAUAUCAAAACAGCUACGCAGGUUGUGGUUAUUGAAGGCAAAAAUGAUUUGGGUAGUGGACGGUCUGAUACGGAUUUGAUUACUGCUAAGAAAAAUUUGGAAGCCAAAUCAUUUACGACAUUAUGUUAUUCAGCUGAUGGUGAAUAUUUAUUGGCUGGUGGUCAGUCGAAAAAUGUAUGCAUUUAUAAUGUAAAGGAAGCUCUGUUGGUGAAAAAAUUCGAAAUUACACAAAAUAGGUCCUUGGAUGCUGUGGAUGAUUUCAUCAAUCGUCGAAAACUAACGGAAUUUGGGAAUUUGGCUUUAAUAGAAGAAAGAGAAGAGCGAGAAGGUGGAGAUGUGGCAAUCAAAUUACCAGGAGUAAGAAAAGGCGAUAUGUCUAGUAGAGUCAUUAAGCCAGAAGUUAGAAUACUGUCUUUGCAAUUUUCACCUACUGGACAACAGUGGGCCGCAGCUACAACUGAAGGUUUACUAAUAUAUUCUCUUACAUCAGGCCUUGUGUUUGACCCUUGGGAUUUACAAAUUGGUAUUACCCCUAUGGCAGUAAGACAGGCUUUAAAAGAAAACGAUUAUCUCAAUGCUUUGACAAUGUCUAUGAAGAUCAAUGAAGCCAAUCUUAUACAGGAAGUUAUAGAAACAAUCCCUGUUAGAGAUGUCCAACUAAUUGUAUCAAGUUUACAAGAUCGAUUGGUUGAAAGGCUAUUGCUAAUAAUCGCUAGCGGAUUGGACAGUUCAAGACACUUGGAGUAUUAUUUAUAUUGGACACAGCAUGUACUAACUAUUCAUGGUCCUAAAAUAACGGGUCAGAAACAUAUGCCCGCAAUUUUAGCUUUGGAGAAGAGUCUAGUUAGACGAUUUGAGCAAAUAUCCAAAUUAUGUGACUAUAACAAAUACACUCUAGAAUAUGUUACUAAUCUAGGCAAAGUUAUGGCAGAAAAGCAAGUAAAAGCAGAAAAAAUGGACGAUGAUAGUGAUACUGAUUUGUCAGAGGAUAUCGAAAAUAAUUUGGAAAGUUAUGAUAAUGAUAUUAUUGAAAUUGGUGAUAUCUAAUAAAAUAAUUUAAAAAAAAAAAAAAAUCUUGGCAGGUGUUGACUUAUUUAAUACAACUUUCUAGGUCCCGA
Ceutorhynchus assimilis (cabbage seed weevil) is the source of this 2983-nucleotide messenger RNA. The record is from the annotation of a GenBank genome assembly. Lineage: Eukaryota; Metazoa; Arthropoda; Insecta; Coleoptera; Curculionidae.